CCGCCCUCGGGCCUCAGGACGGGACGGGGCGGAGGGAGGGAGGGAGGGAAGAAGGGGCGCCUGUGGCGGGCGGGAUUCUGCGAGGCGCGUGAAGCCUCGCUGGCUCUUGGUCCAGGACCCAGACGCUGGCAGGCUUGGAGUUUCUCACGACCGGUCGAGCCAAGCUCUCCCACAAAACUUGAAACAGCUCUGCUCCAUCUCCAGUCCAUGAUUUUUUCUCUCUGAGUUCUUGAGGAAGGCUACCUGCAUUUCAGAAAGCAUCAACCUUUCUCAAUGGACGCGUUUAUCAAGUGGAAUAUACCUGUUCUAUUUUAAAAAGCUUUGUGCUUAAUCUUGGAAAAAUUUACUCCUUCAAAAUGAAAAUGAGGACAUGUGAGAAGGUGAUACAAGGUGUGGACAUUUGAGAAAGUGUCCCAUUAGAUCAAUGAACCAAAGGAUACGAACUGAAUAGAUUAAUCCUAAAUACUUUUUAAUUUUUAAACUAGGAGGAUUUUAUUUGACAGAAAAACAACUCUUAUUCAUUAUGUAUUUUCUGAAAUUAAAAGAGAGAAACAAGAGUAGACUUAAAAGAAAAUAGGUGAAGAUGUUUAGUAGAUAAACAAUGCCAAUUCUUUUCUGAUGAGGAUAAUUCAGUGAUGUUAAAUCCUUCCCAAAACCCUGGUUGUGGUCCUAACAACAAGACUUUUUUGAUGGGACUGAUAUUAAGGGAAGUGGGACCUUUGGUAUAGUCAACUCACAGUUGUAGAACUUGCCAUCAUCAGCAUGAGUGGCUUAAAAGAGGAAAUAAAGAAGCUUUCAACUAAAUCCAAAACUACAGUCAUUUUUUUACCGCUGUGAUUUUAAGGCCUCUUCAUAACCAUUGAGAAAGAAUUUACAACUGUUUUAAAAGAUUAAAGAAAGGCAGAUGUCUGCAAACAAUUCUCCUCCAUCAGCUCAGAAGUCUGUAAUACCUGCCACUCUUCCUGCUGUGCUUCCAGCUCCUUCUCCGUGUUCAAGUCCUAAAACAGGACUCUCUGCGCGACUCUCUAAUGGAAGCUUCAGUGCACCGUCGCUCACGAACUCCAGAGGCUCAGUGCAUACAAUCUCAUUUCUGCUGCAGAUUGGCCUUACACGGGAAAGCAUUACCAUCGAAGCCCAGGAACUAUCUUUAUCUGCUGUCAAGGACCUUGUCUGCUCCAUUGUUUAUCAAAAGUUUCCAGAGUGUGGAUUCUUUGGCAUGUAUGACAAAAUUCUUCUUUUUCGCCAUGAUAUGAACUCAGAAAAUAUUCUGCAGCUCAUUACCUCAGCAGAUGAAAUACACGAAGGAGACCUAGUAGAAGUUGUUCUCUCAGCUUUGGCCACAGUAGAAGACUUCCAGAUUCGUCCACAUACUCUCUAUGUGCAUUCUUACAAAGCGCCUACUUUCUGUGAUUACUGUGGUGAGAUGCUUUGGGGAUUGGUACGCCAGGGACUGAAAUGUGAAGGCUGUGGAUUAAAUUAUCAUAAACGAUGUGCCUUCAAGAUUCCAAAUAACUGUAGUGGUGUAAGAAAGAGACGUCUCUCAAAUGUAUCCCUGCCAGGACCUGGCCUCUCAGUUCCAAGACUCCUGCAGACUGACUAUGUAGCCCUUCCCACUGAAGAGUCACAUGUUCACCAAGAACCUAGUAAGAGAAUUCCUUCUUGGAGUGGUCGCCCAAUCUGGAUGGAAAAGAUGGUCAUGUGCAGGGUGAAAGUCCCACACACGUUUGCUGUUCACUCAUACACCCGUCCCACGAUAUGUCAGUACUGCAAGCGGUUACUGAAAGGCCUCUUUCGCCAGGGAAUGCAGUGUAAAGAUUGUAAAUUCAACUGCCAUAAGCGAUGUGCAUCUAAAGUACCAAGAGACUGCCUUGGAGAGGUUACUUUCAAUGGAGAGCCAUCUACUUUGGGAACAGAUACAGAUAUACCAAUGGAUAUUGACAGUAGUGACAUGAACAGUGACGGUAGUCGGGGCUUGGAUGACACAGAAGAACCAUCUCCCCCAGAAGAUAAAAUGUUUUUCUUGGAUCCAUCUGAUCUUGAUGUGGAAAGAGACGAAGAAGCUGUUAAAACAAUCAGUCCAUCAACGAGCAAUAACAUUCCGCUGAUGAGGGUCGUCCAGUCCAUCAAGCACACAAAGAGGAAGAGCAGCACAAUGGUGAAGGAAGGGUGGAUGGUCCAUUACACCAGCAGGGACACCCUGAGAAAAAGGCAUUAUUGGAGACUGGACAGCAAAUGUCUUACACUGUUUCAAAACGAAUCUGGAUCAAAGUAUUAUAAGGAAAUUCCACUUUCAGAAAUUCUCCGCAUAUCUUCACCACAAGAUUUCACAAGCGUUUCACAAGGCAGCAACCCACACUGUUUUGAAAUCAUCACUGAUACUAUGGUAUACUUUGUUGGUGAGAACAAUGGGGACAGCUCUCACAAUCCUGUUCUUGCUGCCACUGGAGUGGGACUUGAUGUAGCACAGAGCUGGGAAAAAGCAAUUCGCCAAGCUCUCAUGCCUGUGACGCCUCAAGCCAGUGUCUGUACUUCUCCAGGCCAAGGGAAAGAUCACAAAGAUUUGUCUACCAGUAUCUCUGUAUCUAAUUGUCAGAUCCAAGAGAAUGUGGACAUCAGUACCGUUUACCAGAUAUUUGCAGAUGAGGUGCUUGGUUCAGGCCAGUUUGGUAUCGUCUAUGGAGGAAAACACAGAAAGACUGGAAGGGAUGUGGCUAUUAAAGUAAUUGAUAAGAUGAGAUUCCCCACAAAACAGGAAAGUCAGCUCCGUAAUGAAGUGGCUAUUUUACAGAAUUUGCACCAUCCUGGGAUUGUAAACCUGGAAUGUAUGUUUGAAACCCCGGAACGAGUUUUUGUAGUGAUGGAAAAGCUACAUGGAGAUAUGCUGGAAAUGAUUUUAUCUAGUGAGAAAAGUCGACUUCCAGAACGAAUAACUAAAUUCAUGGUCACACAGAUACUUGUUGCUUUGAGGAAUCUGCAUUUUAAGAAUAUUGUGCACUGUGAUUUAAAGCCAGAAAAUGUGCUACUCGCAUCAGCAGAGCCAUUUCCUCAGGUGAAGCUGUGUGACUUUGGGUUUGCACGCAUCAUUGGUGAAAAGUCAUUCAGGAGAUCUGUGGUAGGAACUCCAGCAUACUUGGCCCCUGAAGUUCUCAGGAGCAAAGGUUACAACCGUUCUCUAGAUAUGUGGUCAGUGGGAGUUAUCGUCUAUGUGAGCCUCAGUGGCACAUUCCCUUUUAAUGAAGAUGAAGAUAUAAAUGACCAAAUCCAGAAUGCUGCAUUUAUGUACCCACCAAAUCCAUGGAGAGAAAUUUCUGGUGAAGCAAUUGAUUUGAUAAACAACCUACUUCAAGUGAAGAUGAGAAAACGUUACAGCGUAGACAAAUCUCUUAGUCAUCCCUGGCUGCAGGACUAUCAGACUUGGCUUGACCUUAGAGAAUUUGAAACUCGCAUUGGUGAACGUUACAUUACACACGAAAGUGACGAUGCCCGCUGGGAAAUACAUGCAUACACACACAACCUUGUAUACCCAAAGCACUUCAUUAUGGCUCCCAAUCCAGAUGACAUGGAAGAAGAUCCUUAGUUACCAAUGAGCUAACUUCAGUAAGGAAGCAUGUCAUGUCAUGGACUGGUAUUUUGCUGCGUAACUGUUGUUCUUUGUAUGCUGUCAUCUGAAAGGAUGCAAAGACAUGGAAAAUAUAAGGAAUCAGUGACACCGAUACUGUAGUUCAUACUGAGUAGGUACAAGAGGGGAAACUGAGUCAUAAAAACAUAAUGGAAUCCAAGAUGAAGCUUUUCAUAAACCUUUACAACAUAAGCAAUAACUGGUUUUUGUAUUUUUCCCUAAUCAUUCAUUUUAGUACAAUAGUGGCACUUAAUUUAUCUUCCCUUUCUUGUUCUUACAUCAUUUUUUUUUAAAAGGAGAAAAAAGGCAAGCCAGAGUCCAGUUAUUGCAUAGCUUGAGCAAAUCAUACAAGAGUUAUUACACAGUUUAUAACUAAACAGAUUUGCAUUUAUGAGAUAACUGAGAGGCUACCAACAUGCCAUUUCCUAUAGACUUUAAACAUUUGUUUAACUGACCACAGAGGCACUGAGGGGUUUUUCCUAGAUGUCUAGAAAGGGAGUGCUGAACUGGUUUACCCUUCUCUUUUAGGUCAGUUAAACUCCAAAAUAAUAGUAUCGCUCUAAUUUCUUUGGGGUUGAAAUUCUGAAUAUGCUCUUAACAUGAAAAGUUGUCACCUUUUGUUUGUAUGUUGCAACAGCCCCUAAGAUUAUUUGGGACAACCGAUACACAAAAUCAGGAGUAGGAACUGCUGGUCUAAGUGCUGAGUUGUUACAUACGUCUUCCCAUAGUUCAACUCUGCUGCUAAAUAUUCACAUUCCCAUUGAUGCUGUUGUGAUGCCACCAUUAGAUUCCAACAUUUAAUGGGUACAGAUCUGAACUCUAAUCGCACAAUUUCUCUUUACAUGGGACUGUAUAAUUUGAGGAAGAAAAUUAAAUACAUGCCAAAAGUAGGGACAGUGCAGGGUCAGUUAAUGCUACAGGAAAGAAUAACAAACAAUAUUCUUUUUUUCUUCCCUUAGCUUAUUGGAAGGCUUUACAGAUAUCUGGAAUGUUUUUAAAUAAAUUAUUUUAAGCAGUUUAGGGGAGUGGGUGGGGUAGAGCAUGAAACAGUUUAUAAAGAGUAGGGCUGUAUUAUCAGCUGAGCAAAUGAAAGAAUGAAGUAUUUUUAAAAACACUGCAGCUCCAGCAGCCAGCUAAAGACAGUUUUUGUACCCUAACAUCAUAUUUAAGAGGUUAGAUUUUUUCAUAGCUUUUAAAAGUUACUAAUAGUUUCCCCAAAAAAGUUAAAGAUCUAGGACUAUCCACUUAUAAAAAAUCUAGGGGAUUUGUGUUUCUUGAUUCCUAAAUAAUCACUGUGAAUGUUUUUUUCCCCCUCCAAAAAGAACAAAAGAUGUGAAGGCCAAAAAUCUGGCUCCACUCUUAAGCUGUGUUGACCUCAGCAGGUGACAACCUGGCUGAGCUUUGAGCUCCUCAAUCUACAAAAUAAAGAUUAUAAUUCCUGCCUCUGUCUUCCUCAAUGUUGUUGUGAAGAUCAGAUAUUUAUAAGCUAAAAGUUAUAAAAGUGUUAACUAUCAUUUCCCAUGCAAUCUGAGAUAGCAAAAGAAUGUUCUUGUGAACAGAAUGAGAGGGCCUUCAGAGAUCCCUGAAGCUACUCCCUUGUGUAGGGCUAAAAAUACCCUUGAGAGAAUGGAAGCAAACACCAGUGCUCCUCUGUUCUGAGCUCUUGACAUGUUUUUCCCUCACAGUAGACAUGGAUAAGUCAUCGAACUUUGUCUCACAGAUAAGGAAAGUGAGGCACAGGAAAAUUAACUAGCUGCCUAAGGUCACACAGUUAGGAUGUGGGUUUGAAUCCAGGCAGUGUGUCUCCAGAGUCCUUAUUGCUAACCAUUCUGCUAUACUGCCUACCGUUAGAUAUUCCCAGAAGACAUUCCACAGUGUCUCUCACUAUUUCAUUCUCAUACAGGAAUUUAAAAAAUAAAAAGCAAAUUAAUUAUGCAAAACCUUUGGGAAAUGUAUUUUCCCUGUGAUAGGGGGUAACUUCCCCUAAUUUCUCUGUUUAUACAAUCAGUGUGCUCAAAUGAAGUAAUUUCUGAGUCACUAGGCACCCUAUUGUGGUUUUACUGUGUAAGAUGAAAAUUAACUGGAAUGCUGUUUGCUAUACUUAUAUAAUAAAACUUUACAAGCCAUAAAAUUAAUUGCACUCUUUGUUUUUGUUAUUGAGAAGUUUUCUUAGAAAAAAUUGUAAAGGCACUGUCGGAUAAUUUGAAAUUGAGUAAUUUUCUCCAGUUACUGUAUAACCUGCAUAACCUUUUUUGUCUUGAAGUCAUCAUGUUUGUAUAAGAAAUAACUGUUAGAAACAUUUGAUAAUGUAUACAAAGUCUAUAAUGACAUUGUUUAGUACAUUUUUAAUUAUAUCCCACUUUUUGUAAAUAUCCUUAAAGAAGUUUGAUAAUAAAAUGUAUUUCCAUAUCACUGUACUUUUCCAUGUGAAAACCUGAGCUAGUAGAGGUAUCCAAAGAAAAUUGUAUUUGGUUGUGUUAUUUUCCCAGGCUUUGGUAAGAGAACUGUUUUGGAAAUAGUAUUUGUAAAUGAAACUAAUGCUAUAUUUAAGAACACAGAUUUUUUUUAUCUGACUAAAAUAAAAAGCAACUCAUUAUUACAAUUUUA
Molecule: messenger RNA, 6226 nt
Organism: Bubalus bubalis (water buffalo)
Lineage: Eukaryota; Metazoa; Chordata; Mammalia; Artiodactyla; Bovidae
Gene: PRKD3
Product: protein kinase D3
Exons: 20
Coding region: 905-3577 (890 amino acids)
Biological process (GO): protein phosphorylation
Molecular function (GO): protein serine/threonine kinase activity; ATP binding
Source: RefSeq, a predicted model, not a curated record